AUGCCGACCCCCACCUCCGCCUCGCCUCAGCCCGACGCCCUUUCCACCUCCGCCGAAGCCUCGACCGUCGUUCGGCUACGGACUCUGCUCAUAUCUCACGGCGUCCUCGUCGGGUACCGCAGUAGCUUCUCGGUCUUUGAUUAUCUCUUCUCGUUGUUAUUCGGGCGAAUCUGUUCCGGCGACUCGAGCGUGGUGACGUGCUUCUUCGACCUUGUGGACUUCUUCGCAGUGUCAUCUGCUGCGUUCUUUGGGUGGAUGACAGCGACGCUAAUUGACUUCUACAUUAACGCUGUUGCUCUUUUGAUAGUGAGGGAGAAUAUGCAAAUAGCGAAUGCUCAAAUUUCAUCAUAUAAUUCAAGUAUGGCCGUGGCUGAUGAUGCUGGUGAUGAUGGUGAUAAUGAGGCUUCUUUGUGCGAUAUUUCGAUAUUAGACCCCCAUCGAAGGAAAGGAAAGGGAAUCAGUUAUGGAAGACUAAAAAGUUCAACUGAGAAAAAGAAGAAAAAAAUCUAUCAAAGGAAUGUCCCCAAUGCAAAUAGACAAUCGAGCCAUGGCUCUUCAGCUCUCUCUCUCUCAGCUUCCUCCUCCCUCCGUUCCCAGAACUCGGUGCCUUGCCUCUCGAGCUCCGGCUCGAGCUCGAGCUCGAGUGCGAUAUCCAGCUCGAGAUGGUGCUGGUUGGGGUGCAAGAACGUGAGCUCCUUGCGAGCUGGUGGCAACGUCGGUCGUGGCGGGAAUGGAGUGGUGGUGAAGUGCAGCGUGGACACGACGGGGGUUUACACGGUGGGGAAGGUGACGGAGGUGGAUAAGGAUACCUUCUGGCCCAUCGUCAAUUCUGCCUUCGACAAGACCGUCGUUCUUGACAUGUACACCCAAUGGUGUGGUCCUUGCAAAAUCAUUGCUCCAAAGUUUCAAGAGCUAGCUGAGAAGUAUCUUGAUGUUGUUUUUCUGAAGCUUGACUGCAAGCUAGAAAACAAGCCAUUGGCAAAGGAGCUUGGCAUAAGGGUGGUUCCCACAUUCAAGAUACUAAAGGGAGGCAAGAUCGUGAAGGAAGUGACAGGUGCCAAAUUCGAUGAUCUUCUUCUCGCCAUAGACACAGUCAGAUCCAGCUGAAGAAGGCCCUCUUUUUGCGACUGUUGAUAUAGUACCAUCGCAACUUGUCGACCUCAAAUCCAAUGCUCUUCAAUUAAUCUUAUCGAAAGUGAAUCUAUUGAAUUCAAUGUCUGGUAUAAGGACGAGUGUGCUAGUUAUUGCACUCUUCUCAUGGAUGAUGAUUUUGUGAAAAAUGGCCUUCCUGGUUCCCAAUUCCCACACCCGGAGAGUCACUUGCUAUUAUUUCAACCAUGCAUG
This is a messenger RNA of Eucalyptus grandis, 1344 nucleotides long. RefSeq lists its product as uncharacterized. Bases 1 to 1107 code for a protein of 368 amino acids. NCBI's taxonomy places the organism in Eukaryota, Viridiplantae, Streptophyta, Magnoliopsida, Myrtales, Myrtaceae. The record is from RefSeq and is a predicted model, not a curated record. The transcript is spliced from 6 exons.